GUCCGCCGUUGCAUGCCGCUGUGUGAUUGUUGGGUGGUUAUUGAGAAUUAGGAUAAUUUGCUUGGAAUUGUUGGAAGGUGACCUGGCAUAAGUGAUUCAUCAUGAUUGGGCGCAUAGUUCUUCCUAAAACGACAACAAUGUCGUUAAAUGACAGGUUCUCGCACUUUCGUCAGCUGCGGGAGCAGCGCCAGGCGGCGGCGGCGGCGGCGGGUGUGGGCGCGGCGGCGCCGGUGGUGCGGCCGCGCCUGCCGGCGGCCACCGCCAGUAGCGCUGCCAACCAGCGGCUGGCGGUUCAGAUGGAGAGCCGGCCGUCCGUGCUGGCCGCCCUGCGCGCCAACGGCACCGCGAAGCCGACUCCGUCGGCGAUGGCGAUGUCGGCAGCGGCCGCGGCCGUGACGCCCCGUACGCGCCAGUCCAUCAAACAGCGCCUCUCGGUGAAGGCGCGCCUGGGCGUGGUGCGCAGUCCGGCCGCCAGGGGCGCCACCGGCGGCGGUCGCAGCAUUCUGACCCGACUGGGCCGCGUCCGGCCGGCUGUGAAACGGCUCCAGCCGACCCGAGGCCGCGUGCAGCCGUGGGGUCGCGGCGCGGUGCGCGGCCGUGCCCGCAGCUGGUCGGCCGGUGUCGGCGGCUCCGGCGGGUUCCGGGGACGGGGCCGCGGCAGGGGCAGGGGGCGCGGACGGGGCCGCGGCAGCGGCGCGCCGCGGAUGACCCGCGAGGAGCUCGACCGCCAGCUGGAUGACUACAUGGCCAGUACCAAGAGCCAGCUGGACGCCGAGCUGGACGCGUAUAUGAAGGAGUCGGUCAUCUGA
This is a messenger RNA of Amphibalanus amphitrite, 809 nucleotides long. RefSeq names its product chromatin target of PRMT1 protein-like. The record is from RefSeq and is a predicted model, not a curated record. The transcript has 6 exons. Lineage: Eukaryota; Metazoa; Arthropoda; Thecostraca; Balanomorpha; Balanidae. The coding region runs from base 102 to 809 and encodes 235 amino acids.